Messenger RNA from Spodoptera litura, 1026 nucleotides. RefSeq names its product chemosensory protein 4 (gene CSP4). NCBI's taxonomy places the organism in Eukaryota, Metazoa, Arthropoda, Insecta, Lepidoptera, Noctuidae. The record is from RefSeq and is a predicted model, not a curated record.
CAGUAUAUAUAGAGGUAUAUUAUUACAGUGGACAUCAUAAGUCACUUGGCUACUUGAGAUUACCGUACACAUCAGGAACAAAUCGGACAACAUGAAAUUCGUGCUAGUAUUGUGCCUGAUGGCUGCCGCAGUCUUGGCUGAAGAUGAAAAGUACCCUAGCAAGUACGACAACAUCGACCUGGAUGAGAUCCUUGCCAACAAGAGGCUCCUCACUGCCUACGUCAACUGCAUCAUGGAGAGAGGAAAGUGCAGUCCUGAGGGCAAGGAAUUGAAAGAACAUCUGGUAGACGCCAUUGAGACUGGCUGCUCGAAAUGUACUGAAGCUCAAGAAAAGGGAGCAUACAAGGUCAUCGAACAUCUGAUCCAGAACGAGCUGGACACCUGGCAUGAGCUGACCGACAAGUACGACUCCUCUGGCAAGUGGAGGAAGACAUACGAAGACCGCGCCAGGGCUAACGGCAUCGUCAUCCCAGAAAAACGUUUUUCUUCUGAACUUCAGUGUUCCACUAUACUCUUGGACAGGAUUCUAUUGUCUAGUGAUCGGAUUUUUAAACUUACUUACAGUAUGAAUUUCCUCGUGUUGUCGAUUGUGGUUACAAUGGCGGCCUUCGUAGCUGCUGAAACUUAUACGGACAGAUACGAUCACAUCAACAUCGACGAGAUCAUUGAGAACAGGAAACUGCUGGUGCCUUACAUCAAGUGUACCCUGGACCAAGGAAGAUGUACUCCAGAAGGCAGGGAACUGAAAGCUCAUAUCAAGGACGCUAUGCAGACCUCCUGCUCCAAAUGUACUGAGAAACAGAAGAAGGGUGCCAGGAAGGUCGUCAGACACAUCAGGGCCAAGGAACAGGAGUACUGGAAGCAGAUCCUCGCCAAGUACGACCCUGAAGACCAAUACAAAGAGAACUACGAAACCUUCCUCGCUGCUGAAGACUAAGAGGUCAAUGUAAAAUAGGAAUCCAAAUUAAAAAGUAAAAUGAAGUCGAUUGUUUAAAGUAUUGUAGUUUAAUAAACAUCAGAACCAAA